Messenger RNA from Corythoichthys intestinalis (scribbled pipefish), 898 nucleotides. RefSeq names its product NK3 homeobox 1 (gene nkx3-1). Gene Ontology annotation, cellular component: nucleus. The transcript has 2 exons. Gene Ontology annotation, biological process: regulation of transcription by RNA polymerase II; cell differentiation. Bases 59 to 589 code for a protein of 176 amino acids. Lineage: Eukaryota; Metazoa; Chordata; Actinopteri; Syngnathiformes; Syngnathidae. Gene Ontology annotation, molecular function: RNA polymerase II cis-regulatory region sequence-specific DNA binding; DNA-binding transcription factor activity, RNA polymerase II-specific. The record is from RefSeq and is a predicted model, not a curated record.
CGCGGUACUCUCUGACACCGAGAGGCUUCUCCCACUUGUGGACCAGGUGGACGGUAACAUGUCUGAUCCGGUCAAACGUCAGACAUCCUUCCUCAUCGAGGACAUCCUCUCCAUGAAAGACAAAGUGGGUUCUGUUGAGAAAUGCUGCACCCAUGCAAAGGAAGAAUGGGAAGAAGACGGCAAAAAGUUGGCAGAGUCAUCUUUUGUGGACCACACAGCAUCACUGGACACAUCCUGUCCCAGCACGUCCGAGUCAUUUGUGGAAAAACCCAAACGCACCAGAGCGGCAUUCACGCAUCUCCAAGUGCUGGAGCUGGAGAAGAAGUUCAACCACCAGAAGUACCUGUCGCCCCCCGAGAGAGCCCACCUGGCCAAUGCGUUAAGACUGACCGAGACCCAGGUGAAAAUCUGGUUUCAGAACCGCAGGUACAAAACCAAGAGAAAGCAGCAGACGUCGGACUUCAUCAAGGACACUUACAAAGCGGAAGGACUGGACCCGUCCAUGUUCUUAAACUCUUUUUGCAGAGCGUAUCAGUACAGACCCUUCUUGUGGCACUACGGUGGUCCCUGGAGGCCGGUUUUGUGGUGAAAUUUUUUUUUUUUUUUUUUUAAACCUCAAAAAGUUCGUAGACUGUGCAAACAUGCCAUUUCAUUGCUGUUACUAUAAUUCUCUCUAUUUGUACAUUUUUAAGACAACUGAAUGAAAUGUUCCAUGAGCCAAGAAGAAUGAGAUUAUUAAAUUUAAUUAACAAUCAUACAUUUUACUCUUAUUUGAACAUUUGAAAUAAUGAUGAUCACAUACAUUUAUAGCUUUAUUGUACAAAUGAGUGUCAUUUAUAAAAAUGUCUUAUAGCUCUGGCAAUUUUGAAGAAAUGCAUUUUUAUUAUAAUAAAAUAUU